GGGCGGGAGGGGGGCAUUAACACCCCCCCCUUUCCCGGGGUGGGGUGGGCAUCAGGACGCCCCCCGCAGUCCUCCAGCCCGGCAGGGGGCGUUGUCUCUCAGAGGGUAUGGGUAGUGGGGACGGGGUGUUGUCGGUCCUCCAGCCCGGCAGGGGGCGCUCUCACGUCAGGGCGUGUCCUGGGGCGGGGCGGCCCAAGAUGGCGCAGACCGUGAGCGUGGGGGAGCUGGGGCUGCCCCAGCUGGAGCUGCUCAAGGGGCAGCUGGACCAGGUCUGGGGAGCCUGAGGGGCUGUGGAGGGUGUGGGGAUCGGGGGGGGGUGUCUGAGGUCCGCCGACGCCGCCCGGGCGUUUUUCCAGCGGAAAAUCGAGUUCCUGACGCGGCAAAUGGAGAAAAUCCAACCGGCCCUGCAGGAGAAACACGCCAUGAAACAGGCCGUUCUGGAGAUGAUGACGCAGAAGCUGCAGCAGCUCACGGCGGCCCCGGGCGGGGCCAAGGCGUGACCCCCCUUCAUCCUCCUCAUCCUCGGGGGGGCUCGAGGGGGUGGCCCCCCAAAUCCCGGCCCCCUCAGCCCCCCCCAAAUCCCCCCUCCCGUUUUGUAGCAGCUUUUGCUGCCAACCCCCAAUAAAGGAGAGACAGAG
Molecule: messenger RNA, 638 nt
Organism: Lepidothrix coronata (blue-crowned manakin)
Lineage: Eukaryota; Metazoa; Chordata; Aves; Passeriformes; Pipridae
Gene: PFDN5
Product: prefoldin subunit 5
Exons: 3
Source: RefSeq, a predicted model, not a curated record